AUCACGGAAUGCGAUAUAUUUGAACUAACCAUUGUCUCGUUGCACAGAAAGUGAUGGCGGGACACUCGACGUUGUGGAUAGAUGAUCCUCACCUGUCCUAUCUAAUUGCGGACAGUUUAGUAAAUGCAGUAGGGGAUCCAGAUUUGCAAAGAAUAAGACGACACAUUAUGGACAUUUUGGAUCAAUUGGAUUGCCAUAAUGACCAGAUGGAAAUAAUUAGAGCUGGUGGAUGUGCUGAGGGAUUCCGCAUGAGGGGAACAGAUGUAGAUCAAAUGCAUGUUGAUAAACGGACCAAAGUAGUUGCAGAAGUUCCCAGAAACCUUGGAACUGACAUGGCCGUCGUCAGAUUGUUGAAGACUGCUGAUGUACCACCUGGGUAUGUAAAACUUGCUGUACAAACCCCUCAUACGCCAGUUGCGCACAUAAAAGAAUCAACACAUCGAGUGAAAGGAGAUUACUAUUUGUCGAGCGAAGAGUUUGUAAGAUGGUUCCAUAAAUUAAACCCCAAUGGGGUUCUUCAUGGACCGUGUGUGAUGGAAAGACAUGAACAAGGACCAGAUCAUGAUAGGGCAUUUUGUCUGGAAUUCAAAGAAUGGCCUGUGUAUGCAAACGAAUGGGUUGAACGAAGAAGGUCAUACGGAUGGCCAUCACGGGGACUCAUUGAAAAAAUCAAAUCACAAGGAUGUCAUUUAAUGGCCAUUGGAUCCAAGAAGCUAACAGGAAAUUUAAUUUCAAACAAUUUAGAAAAUAAUAAAUGGAUUCAGGAUCCUUUUCAGUGGAGACUGUCUUUUUCUCUUGCAGAGAAACAAUUGAUUUACUCUUUCAAUAACACACAGUUUUUGACAUAUGGAAUUUUCAAGCUUUUAAAUCAAGAAGUAUUUUCACAAGAUUCAAUUGUCUCAGACUGUAUCUGUUCUUACUUUCUAAAAUCAGCUUUGUUUUGGACAAUUGAAGAAACUCCUUCCGAUUACUGGAAGCCAGAGCGUUUGGUUUUUUGUGUCGACAUUUGCUUUCAAAGGCUACUUGAAUGGACAAGAAACGGGAUUUGCCCGAAUUUUUUUAUUAGAGAAAACAACAUGUUCAUGGGUAAAGUAGAAGAAUGGCAAUUGGAGUACACAUCCUGGAAACUUUUUGAAUUAUACAGUGAAGGAUGGAGAUGCUUAUUGCGUUGUCAUUCCUUAAUUCAUUUAAAAAAAGCCUUAGAAGAUGCCAGAAAUAAGAUAAGACCUAAUUCAUUUCCUACCUCAAACCCAGAGGAGGACUUCAAAUGUUUGCGUUUCUCUGUAAGGGACAGAACACAAGUAGAAGGAAAUGUGGACGCAGUGCUAUUUAGCGAAAUACUUUCAAGACGACCAAAAAGUCCAUCAUUAGACCUUCUGGAGUUAGAACUGAGGAAUUCACUGAAACUGGAGGUUCAAAGAAGAGUUGAUACGUUUGAUCUUGAAAUACUUAAAUUACGUCGGUUUCAAACUCUUCGUCAACUGGCUCUUAUAUAUCUUAACAUGUCUCUGACAAAACAUACUACUCGAAAAAAGUAUACAUACAUUCGAAAGGCUUUUUGUUAUCUACAUCUUUCUCGAUUUUCGGAUAUAUGCAAAGGUAAUCUCACGCUUGCAACUGCCUAUUACUGUUUAGGAAGGUUCGACUCAGCUCUUAAAUACAUCAAAAAAUACGAUGAUAUACUAAAGGAAGACCUUGGUUAUAUACAUACACAUUUACGACACGGUGUAGUUUACCAAACUCCGAUGUAUUGUUCAACCUUCUGCGGACGGGGAUUAAGCAGCCUGGAUAAAAUGUCGUUGGCGGUAUCAUACGAUUUUGAAGUCCAUCGACCAUUGCCUCUAAUUCCAAAUGAGAUAGCGCUCGAAAUAGUAAUGAUGAGAAAAACAGAAUCCAGUCUUUUUAUUCUACCCGGUCUAUACUCAGUGUUUCUGAAAAUUCUUUGUUACGCUAACAAAAGCAAUUUAAAAAUGGUGGAGGAAUUGUCAAUGAAACUCAAAGAGUUCUUGCAUUGCUCAAAAAAAGAGGACAUAUAUAUGAACUACAUCAUGCUUGCAGUAGCUUUUGUAAAAUUAGGAAAUUACGAUAAAGCUUUGCAAUAUUAUUGCUUGGCCCAUGUCCACAAAAGAAGGUUGGUCAUGUGUAACCGGGGUUGUCCAGAAUGGCAGACUAGAACAUCAGUUUUAUUUUACAUUGCUCAGAUGCUGCACAGUUUGAUAUGAAGCACUAUAUAUACAAAACAUAUUCUACAUUUAGUAAAAGGGCAAAAUAAAAGUUGCAGAUUUGCCAAUGGUUAAUUGUAAUUUUUUCAGACCGAUUAAAUGUUUAGUCGUAAUAAAUUAAGUUGUGAUAAGUCAUUCUUCUUUUUAGAACUGAACGAUAUGAAUAUUUAUGCAAGAUUUGUUCCAUUUCCAUAUAAAGUCGUAUUUUUUUAUACAACCUAAACAGUUUUAAUAAAUUUAAAUACAAUUCAUAACAUUGCGAACAUUUAAAAAAAAUGAUGACUGUACGCUUCCAGUAAACGUUUGUUGGUUAAAAAAUAUUAAAUUUUAUUUCUCAGAAGGUUGUUUGAUUAUUAUUUCAAAAUGUAGUCUAACUCCAAAAAAGGAAUAAAAUCAAUUCAUGAAAAUAUAUAUGCCAUUUUUUAAAAAUAAAAUUAUAAAUGCGUCAAAACACUGAUAGAUGAGUCUUAAUGACCUAAACUUUAUAGGUCCACUAAACUAGCGCGUUCUGUUGGGGUUAUUGCGAGGAUAUUUCGAUGGCAAUAAACAAAAGAUAUGAAUUCUUGUUUAUCCUAUACUUAUUUUAUAUUUUAUCAUUUAAGGAACGAAAUAAGUCGCAACUAAUUUCUUUCUUCAUCUUUCCGUUGACGAUAAAGUCAGAUAAACAUGAAAUGAUGCUUACUUUCUGAGGCACAUCAUUCCAUACCAAUAUACCAGGCUUGGGGUAAUGCUAAAUGUAAUGGUAAUGCAUUGCAAUGCAUUACAUGUUUUCAAAGUAAUGCUAGUAAUGUGUAAUGCCUCAAAAUUAGCAUUACAAGUAAUGCUAAUGUAAUGCAUUACUUUCCAAAAUCUAGUGUAAUGCUGGCAUUACAUGGCAUUACUUUGCAUUACUAUGCAUAUUUAUGCAUGUUUACUUUAAAAAAUGUGAUGAAUAAAUGAAUAGUUGAAAUUGAAUUUGAUUAAAUUUAUUUUUAAAGAAGAAAGAAAUAAUUCUAAUUGGGAAAAAAAUGUUUUGAUUUUACAUGUUUUAUUAAAAAAGGUUUUUUAAAACUCAUUUUUGAAUUGUUUAUAUUACUAGAUAACAGCACAAUUUCAUAACAUUUUUAAGAGUGUUGUUAUUAAGAGUUUUUAGACAAUUUACUCCAAUUAGUUUGCACUUCAAUAAGAAAUGUGUCAACAACACACUAUGCCCCCAGGAUAAUCUAAGAAUCAAAACAAUCUAUUGU
Molecule: messenger RNA, 3448 nt
Organism: Magallana angulata
Lineage: Eukaryota; Metazoa; Mollusca; Bivalvia; Ostreida; Ostreidae
Exons: 2
Coding region: 54-2222 (722 amino acids)
Molecular function (GO): protein binding
Source: RefSeq, a predicted model, not a curated record